AUGGAAGUCAGCAACGAAAUAAGAGAACUGAUAAGCCAUGCUUUUCAUGAGGUGUAUGACCACCCACUCAAGCAGGAUCAGUUAGACGAUCUAUUUGAUACAGCAUCUACCCCAUUUGUCCAACUGGGAGACCUGGGAUACUCCACUGAAGGGAUUUAUGAGUAUAUUCAGGCAUUCUUAGACUCAGUCAAGAACUCCUUUUAUUCACCUGUUGGUUACAACGGAGAAUUUGACUGAUUCUGACAUGAUGAAGAGAAGUCUGGGACUCAGGAGUGAUACGACUGAAACACUCCUUUGGUUGAAAUCAAUAAUUUAUUCUCAAAAUUCUCUUUCUUGUGUAAUUUACACAAAAUCGCUGAGUCUCAGAGUGACUCGGAUGAGCAGUUAGGUAAAAAGAGGAAAAGAAAUAGUGGUCAACAGAAGUACACAGAUUUGCCCAAGGAUACUCUAGAGAAGAUCACCACCAAAGUUUUGUCAAUAUUCUCACUACACUUGAAAGGAAUGUAUGAUGUAGUUGAGCAGAAGGAGAUACUUCAGUACAUAAGCAGUCGGUCUGAGUCAAGCUGGCCUGAUUUAAUGAGGCUUACUAACAAUACCAAGAACUUACUAGAUGCAGGAUUAGAUAGAAGAACAUCAGCCUUUAACUUCUGCAUCUUAGUCGAGAUAGACUCCAUCCUGGCAGAGGUUGAUGAAGUUAAGAAAAUGUUAGACCAGAAGGUCUACAAGACAUCUAAAGAUAAUGUACAGCUAGUAGUAACCAAAGUGAUGAUUGAGCUAUUUAAUCACCUUGUCAGUCAAAUUGAAGCAGGCCAGACGGUUGAUCAAGAAAUGGGGUUUAAAGAAGAAUUAGCAGCUAAUAUCAUCUAUUUUUGGAAUCAGUAUUUGUCCCAAAUUCAAUACCAAGGGUUUGACAUGAUCACUGUAAUCUUAUUCCUGCACCAGAUAAAGCCAUGGAUUUCCAAAGUAGAAGGCCUAGAACAGCUAUGUGAUGAGUUGAACCAAAUUUUUGAGAAUUCAGCAGAUGCAGAGCUAUUUGAUCUCUUUUUGAAACAGAAUGAUACUUCAGAGAAGUUGAGUCUUAAUGUAGUCAAAGCAAAUUCAGCAAGCUCAGAGACAGCUUUGAGUAAAUUUAAGAAGAUCAGCUCAAAGAAGGAAACCGAAAGUUUACUGUUUAUCGACCUGAACCCAACACCAGUUCCAGAUGUGAAGUUCUUGGAUAAAUUUUACCUCAUUGAAAUUCAAGAAAGCAGGGGAAUUAUUCUUCAUGAAAAGGUAGAUUUUGAAAUUCUCGAAGAAGCAGGUAUACGUAGACUAUGCAUUAUCCCAAAGGACUUGAAUGAUAGGUGAGUCUGAAUUAUGGGAUCCAAACUUGCAGUGAUCAACAACACUCAGUUCGAAGAUUUAGAGUAUCCCUUUAGAAGUUAUGUCGAUGAUGAAUUUAUCUCAACAGAGAUCAUGAAAUCCUUUGGGAAAUUCAGUUCUUUCAAGUUUAAUCAAAAUAAGUUAUGAACUAUUUCUGAGCCAUCUAAGUUAUCUGCUAUCCUCGAGAUCUGCUGUAAAUGGAACUUUGUGUCGAGUAUCAGGAACCUUCCUGGGCAUAUUUAUGGGACACUUGAGCUAGUUAACCAGGCAAAGAAGAAGUACAUGAAUAACAACAAGAACAAAGCUUAUUUUACUGACAUGUCUGAAGUUUUUGAGAACAACAAGUAUUAUAAAUCAUUUAUGGAGAAAUCUCCACUCAUGAAUGGGCUGGAUACUUUCUCACAAAAAUGUGACGAGCAUCUCAGAAGUUUCUAUGAAUAUGACACUAACUUUGGUGCUUUGUUCGAGAAAGUUCAUGAGACUGCAUCUGAUGUGUUGAAAGAGGUAGAAGAAUGCCAACAUUUGAUCGAGCAUUGUAAAUUCCUGAAAGAGACAGGAUUCACUCAGACAUAUACAAGUAUUGAAGGCCAACUCCAUCUCAAAGGAUUACUAAAUUUGGUAGAGAUUUAUCAUGAUAUGAGUCUGUUGAACUCUUUCUCCACUCUCUCCGAUGUUGAGAGUAUCUUUGUGCUUCCGUAUAAAAUUGAUAGGCAAAAAUAUGACUUUGGAGAUAAAGUAAAUGAAAUUCUAUCUCAGAGCAUCUAUUAUUACCAACUUACACUAGUAUCAACUCCAUCUGCUGAGACUGAGAAGGUUAUUGCAGACCUAAAGAUGAUAGAGAAGGAGCUCAAGACCAAUAUUGAUAAAAUGCCUGAGAAUUAUGAAAGCCAGAGAGGCCAAGUUAAGCAGUUAUUGAUAAAAUUGAAAGAAGUCUAUAGAGACAAUCUUCACAACCAAUCUUUGAGUACACUUGCUCAAGAUAUUUUCAGCUGCUUAAGGAAUACCAAAGAUAUUGAUAUGAAUGAGUCACAUCACAAGUUGAGAUCUGUCACAAGUAUCGCUAUAAGUCUCUAUAAAGCAUUCUAUCAUGACUUUGGAUAUCUAAUCGGACCGUUUAUUCUAACUCUGAUUAGACUGGCUAAUGAUAUGGCAUCUUCCCUAGUAAUCUGUGAGAGACUCAAAGAUCUGAACUCGAGUGAAAAGUUGCAUCGGAAGAUACUAAACUACCCAGCGCUUUAUGAGAACCCAUUGAGCAUGCUUCAGUAUGCUAACUCUAAAAUCCAGAUUGAUUCUAUUAUCGAUAGUAUGCAUCACCAAGUGCAGGAGUUAGUCAGGCUCGAGGUUGGAGAAAGGAGAGAUAGAGACCUCAAGACUGCAGAGAAGGAAGAACUAAAAGGAUUAUUUAAAAUCCCAAUUACUCCUCAGAUUGAGCACUUGAUGAAGAUCAGCAAGUCGAUAUUCGACAAAACCCAGAAGGACAAAGAGAGAGAAGAAGAGGAGGAACGACAAGAAAUCGCCCAGAACUUCCCAACCUACCAUGAAGAGUUUGAUAAAGAUAGGAUAUUUUCUAAAGAAGAGGUCCAAAAUGCAGACUAUGAAGAACCGGAAGAUGAGCCUGACAUCAUGUCCUUUAAUUCCUUCAGGAACUUGUCUGAGAAAAAGAAGUGUUUCCACAAACUUCUCAAAACAUACAAGGCUUUGCUCCAGAAGAGGGACUCCAUUUUAAGCAAGAACUCUGAUAUUAAAACAGUCAGUGAAUCUGCAGUCUUAACUGAGAAGUUUGGAGAAAUUUCAAAAUUAUUCCAAACAAUUUUUUCAAGGCAAUCUCAAGACAAGAUCGAAGAGUCUUUGACCCAUACUGAGAGGAAAGUAAUGUACCUCAAGAUAAAACAGUGCUUUGAAGCAUUGAUUAAGGAAAGCAAGAUGAGUGAGACUAAGAUUACCCUCCAAGUAUCAAGGAAGGACUUCCCAGAGAACUACAACUUCUAUGAAGAUCCAUACUUCACAGAGAUAAAGCUGGUAUAUGCACCAAUGAUAAAGAUCAUUCAUAGAUGUCUAGUCCUAUUGGAAGACUGGGGUGACCACCCAGUCCUCGUAGAUGUUGUCACAUACUGUAACAAAAUCCUUAGCUUCCACUGCUACAGGACACCAUUGCAGAAGGUCUUAACAGGAUUGGAAUUGGUGCUCCAGAAGUUGGAAGAGUACUCUAAAAUUGCAUGCAAGCUUAACUCAGUGCAGGACCAAAUUAAUACAUGCAAAUUAUUGAUAAUCAGAUUCAGGAAGAUCCAGAUCGUGUCUUGGAAGCAGAUGAUGCACAAUGACUACGACAACUUCAUUCACCUCACCUAUGCACUCAAUACAGAAGUGAUCAAACAGGAAGGAAUUGAGUAUGAUAAGGUAUUCGAUGCAGUUGAUAUGUACAUGAGAGAUAGUGACCUCAGUCAGUUCAACAACAGGCUUCUUCAUUUGAAUAUCCUCAAAAGCCAGAUGGACUCUAUUGGGAAGAAAGGAGUCUCAAAUAUCCUUCAUUUUGUGUACAUGUAUUAUAAACAGAUGGAGACCAAGCAUGCUGAUGUGAUGAAGGAACUUCAAAAAGAGACUGAUGAGAAAAUCAAAACAGUUGUUGAUGUGUCCAAGUGGAGCGUCCAGAAAUUUGAGACCUCGACAGUAGGAAGAGCUUACAGACAACUUAACAAAUGAAUGAAUCAUUAUAGCCGAAAUGUUCUUGACCAGGAUCUGACAAGGACUGUAAUUGCUAAAAAUAGAGAGGAGAUUAUCGGCCAAUACAAGACUGCAGCUACAAAUGUGAGAGGAGAAUUCGCUGACCUCAACAAAGAUCCAGUCUCUAUGGUCAGAAAGGGAGACUAUGCAAAAAUUGCUAAUCCAGACCUUAUCAAAAGACUCAGGCAUAUCUCUAAGAAUCAGAUAUUUGAGAAAUGGAAUAGUCAUAAUUUCAUUGAAGAGAAGAACAUCGAAAUCAUCAGCAAGAUCCUAGACGAGUGGGAAAAGAAAGUAUCGUCUCAGAGACGCGAUCUUAAUGAGUUAUUCAGGUUCUUGAAAUCUCAAGAUAUUUCACCAAAUUACAAACGGAUCAUUGAAGCUAAUAGAAGUAGUAAAUAUAUUGACUACGAGGAUGUCAGGUUCUUAUAUUGCCACCCUUCAAUCAGGAUCAGUGACUCCAUGAGCUACGUGAUGACUAGGAAUGAGUUCUACUUCUAUAAAAACUUUGAGUUGCUACUGAUAUUCAGUAGCAGUUUCCAGAAGAGUGACGAUAUCAAGAAUAAUGAAAUCUCAUAUAUGAGAAAUUUCACUGGAUCUCUCUACUACAAAUUACUGACUUAUAGCAAGAACAUGAACAGUGUUAUUGACAUCUUGAGAGAUAACUCCAUCUCUUCAACCACAGGCAAGUUCAAGCAUAGCAUAAUCCUUGAGCAGUUAAAGAACGAACCAGAAGAUGUCUCUGGCUUGGAAUACUAUAAAGUUCUCGAUUUGGCUCAGUCCAAGUCAAUCCUGACUAGACUUACAGAGACUCUGGAACGUAUCAAUAUGAUUCUUGGAAUUAACCUACAGAAAGACUAUAACUAUUACCUUCAGAUUAGAGGUUGCAUCCUGACUGUAGAGAAAGCACAGGAGAUUCUUGAAAAUAUUUCCAACAUCAAGCAAAAUAUUGAUGACGAUUAUCAAAAAUUGUGCUCUAACUAUGACGAAGACAUUGUAGUUGACCUCCUCAACGAGCUUAGUCAACUAGAAAUUGAUCUUAAAACCUUGUGUGAAACAAGUGAGAAUAUCAAGGAUGAGAAGGUAUUUGAAGCUUAUGAGAAAUACACAAAACUUCUCUACCAAGAGCUUACCAAGAUUGACAAGACUGAUCCUGAGAAGGCUGAGAAAGGACAAGCUGAAGGGGUUGAUAAGCACGUAAAUGAACUGUCAUAUAUCCUUGAAACUUUGAGUAUAUACCAAAAACUGAGUAAAUAUGAGAAGAUUAUAGCUCAGAGUGGGUCUAUCCAUCUCAGCAUCCUCACCAUGGACACGCACAUAUUACUCAUAAAGACAGUGGAGAGGCUUCUUAGGUACCAAAAGUCUCUUGCAAAGCUAUUAUACAUCCUUCUCACUCUUUUCCUGAACCUGACCUACAACGGAUUUUGUGGGGAUCGUGACCAAGAAGAGGAAGAAGGUGAGGGAGAAAAAGGUGAAAACUUUGAUGUCCACGAUGGAACAGGUAUGGGCGAAGGCAAAGGCAUGCAAAACGUCAGUGACGAAAUCGAACACGAAGAACAACUUGAAGGUCUUAAGGAUGAUCAAGGUGAUCCUGAUGAACAACCUGAUGAAAAACCUGAAGACAAUAAGGAAGAAGAUAAAGCCUUCGAUAUGAAAAACGACUUUGAAGGAACCAAUGAAGAGAAGAAAGAAGAAGAGGGAAAAGACAAAGACGAUGAGGUAGAUAGCCAACAGCUAGAUGACGAAAUGGACGAUGUCGAUAACAAGCUUGACAAUGAGCUAUUCAACGAAGACAAUGAGAUCUCUGAGAGCGAAGACGAAGAAGCCAAGGACCAGGAUGACAGCAAGCCCCCAAUGGACCUUGACAAGGAAGUUGACCUAGACCAUAAGGAUAUGGAAGCCAAAGAGAUCGACCACGAACAAAAGAAUGAUAUUAAUGACCAGCAAGACGAAGAGGAUAAAGAACAACCUCAGCAAGAAGCUGAGGAAGACCACGAAGAACCAGAGGAUCAAGACCCAGAUGCUGAAGAAGAAAUCCAAAAGGAGGAGGGCUCAGAUGAAGACGAAGAAAUGUCAGUCGAAGGCGAGCAUAAAUUCGAUCCUACCAAGGAAGAAGAUAAUAAUGACGGACCGGAACCAGACGAUGAUGCCCAAAAUGACUUUGACAUCGAUGAUCUUGAAAAUAUGGAUGGUGGCAGUGAAGAAGGCAAAGAUGAGCAAAUGGAAGACCAAGCUGAAUCAGAACAACUUGAUGAAGACAAUCCUGACCAAGACCCUGAUGUCGAUGCUGAGAGAGAGCAGCAGCCUGAUGAAGAGGAUGAAGCUAUUGCAUCACAAGUUCAGAACAACAAGAAGCAGGAAAACAACUCUAUGGGUAACAACAUGGAAAAAGGCCAGAAACAAGAGGACCAAGAGAAGGAUGAUAACCAAGCUAAUGAAGAGCAGAAGGACUACAACACAGAAGAUAAUGACUACCUCUUCCAGGUCAUGCAACAAUAUUUGGAGAAAGAGAAGAAGGAAGAACAGAAAAAGCCCAAAGAAGGGGAACGAAAUGAAGACCAAAAUAUGAAAAAGGCUGAAAACGUCGAAGAAAUAGAGGACCUUCCCGAACAAGCUGAGGGACAAGAUGAUCAGGACGACGAAAAUGCAGAGGAUUUCGCCAAGGAUGACAAAGCCAAAGAAAAACGAUCAAACGUUGCUGACACAGUAAAGUAUAACGACGAGGAUAUGCAACCUGAGGAUGAUCAGGAGAAUGAGCCUGAAGAAGCACCAGCUCCUGAAAAAGAUAAUGAAGAAAUGGAAGAUGAAGAAGAGAAAGAUAAAGACCUUAAUGAAGUCAAGGAUGAGGACCCAGUCAAGUCAAUGAUUCAGACAAAUGAGUUCUACCAAAAAUACUUAGAUGACAAGAACAAAAAGAAAGAGGAAGAGAAGAAGCAGAAGGAAGAGACAGAGAAGACAGAUCAGCCUGACGAUCCCCAUGAGAAUGCAGAUCAUAACGAUGACGCACAGAUGGAAGAUGACAGUGAAGAGGAGGAGCAGAUUCAACUAGAAAAAGAAGAGUAUAAGCUCGAUGAGUCAUCCCUUGAUGUACUCCAGUUGAAGAAAGAUAUGAUACAGAGGUAUGAAAGCUGGAGGAAAGAUAAAGACCAAGUCUCCUCUAGUUAUGAACUUCUGAAUAACUUUAAGAAGAAGACAAAUCAUCUUUCUAUAUCUCUGUGAGAACAAAUGAGGAUCAUCCUGGAGCCUACAGAAAAGAGUAGGCUCAGGGGAGACUAUAAGAGUGGUAAAAGGAUCAAUAUCAAGAAGAUCAUCCCAUUUAUUGCCUCGAAUUAUAGGAAUGAUAAAAUCUGGCUUAGAAGAGAAAUGCCAUUCAAUAGAGAUUACAGAGUAAUGAUUGCGAUCGAUGAUAGUCUUUCCAUGAAGAAUAACAACCUUGGAUUUUUCGCAUUAGAAUCCCUUGUCGCUAUCAGCGAAGCAUUGAAUCAAUUGAACGUUGGAAAAGUAUGCUUGUGUGGUAUAAACGAUCGCCUUAACAUGCACAUGUCAUUUGAGGAUACUUAUUCCGCUGAAAAGGCAGCAUUCACUAUAUCAAACUACUCCUUUGAGUAUAAGUCACAUGCAAGUGCGGAUACAUCAAUUCCUAAUUUCAUGCAGGACUGUAACAAGCUGCUCGACAGUUUGCAUUCCUCAAACAAGAACAUAGUCUUCAUUAUCUCUGAUGGAAGGUUUAAUAAGAAGAAGGUACUUCCAUACAUUAUGGAGGCAGAGGAGAAGAACUAUCUUUACAUGUUUAUUCUCCUGGACAACUACAGUAUUGACUCUAAGAACUCAGUGUUUAAUAUGAAGAGCGCCCAGUUCAUUAAGGAUGACAAGGGCAAAGGAGAGUAUAAGAUAACGAAGUAUCUAGAAGACUUCCCAUUCAAGUAUCACACAGUUGUACAGGAGAUUACCCACCUGCCUAAAGUCUUGGCAAAUAUAUUCCUACAGUGGUUAGCUGUAGUCAAUACUUAAUUUUUGAUAAUUAUUUACCAAGGCUUAGAUGUAUCCAUAUGCUAUCGAUGGU
Moneuplotes crassus is the source of this 8143-nucleotide messenger RNA. Lineage: Eukaryota; Ciliophora; Spirotrichea; Euplotida; Euplotidae. The record is from the annotation of a GenBank genome assembly.